GACACGAAUAGACUAUACGUAUACAUAUAUACACAUAUACAUAUAUAUAUAUAUAUUCGAUCCAUAAGUAAGUCGUCAGUUAGUGAAUAUCUACGGUUAAAACAAGUUUUUUUUCGAUCUCUAAAGACGAUUCUUAUUCUUCUUCAAUCUGCUUUCCACCAAAUCAAUUGUUCGAAUAGCUAUUGACGCAGAGAAAGUGAAAAAAUGUAUAUUAAUUUGGAAAUUCUUUGUGGAAUAGUGAUAACGCUUAUCGCGUUUUAUUGCUAUUUAACGAUGAAUAACAAUUUUUGGAAAAGUCGUGGAAUACCUGGGCCAAAACCCGUGCUGGGAUUCGGCAAUAUGAAAACAGUAAUAUUUGGGAAGGAAUCGAUCUCACAAUUUCUCACAAGGGUAUAUAACGAAUAUAAGAACGAGCCGAUGAUUGGAAUAUUUUCAAAAAGGACACCUCUUUUAAUUAUCAAAGAUGUAGAUCUUAUAAAAACUAUCUUGAUCAAAGAAUUCCCCAAAUUUGCGAAUCGAGGAUUAUUUUCAAUUUUCUCACGAGAUCCAUUGACUCAUCAUCUGUUCAAUUUAGAGGUUGAGAGAUGGAGGCCGUUGAGAACACAAUUUACGCCGUUAUUUACUUCCAGUAAACUUAAAGGAAUGUUCUCCUUGAUUCUCGAGUGCUCGAACCAAUUGGAAAGUUACAUGGACACGUUGAUAAAGAAAGGAGAGCCCAUCGAUGUGAGAGAAGUUUCAGCCAGAUUCACCACCGAUGUCAUUGGAAGUUGCGCUUUUGGGAUAGAGAUGAACUCCCUUUCGGAAAAAGAGAGCAUAUUUCGUCGACUCGGCAAAUUAAUCUUCAUCACGAAUUUGCGAAAGAUAUUAAGCAUUAGGAUACAAGAUAUGUUGCCACGGCUGUACAAUUUAUUCCUUUAUGUAUUCCCCCGAGACGAGAAAACGAAAAUCAUCAUGAAACUCAUGACCGAGACGAUGGAGUACAGAAAAGAGAACAAUGUUUUCAGGCCUGAUUUUAUAAAUAUGCUGUUAGAUCUCAAGAAACAUCCGGAAAAGAUUGAUAUUGAGUUAACGGACGAUUUAUUAGCAGCGCAAAUUUUCAUUUUCUUCACGGCCGGGUUCGAAACUUCUUCGUCAACGAUUAGCAAUGCCCUUUACGAAUUAGCUUUGAAUCCCGAUAUCCAGGAGAAGCUGCGAAGAGAAAUCAAAGAAUUCGAAGUGAGAAAUAAUGGAGAGUGGAGUUGUGAAAGCGUAAAGGAAAUGGAAUACUUGGAAAAAGUUUUUCAAGAAACUCUGAGAAAAUAUCCAGUCUUGCCGUUUUUGAACAGAAAGUUGAUAAGCGAUUACACCUUCGAAAAUAAUAAAAUAACAAUUCCCAAAGAUUUAAAGAUCUGGAUACCGAUCUAUGGAAUUCACCACGAUCCAGAUAUAUAUCCAGAUCCAGAAAAAUUCGAUCCUGAAAGAUUCUCGAAGGAGGAGAUAAUGAAAAGACAUCCUAUGCAUUUUUUACCUUUUGGACACGGACCAAGAAAUUGCAUUGGUGCACGAUUUGCGGUAUACCAAACAAAGAUUGGAUUAAUAAAGAUUCUUCGUAAUUUCAAAGUCCACGUUUGCAAUAAAACGUUAAUUCCUUACAAAGUUAAUCCGUUUACAUCUCUUUUAAUACCAAUAACUGGUUUAUACUUGAAUGUUGUUAAAUUGGAAAAUUAAUAUCGUUUUUUUAUUUUUUUUUAAAUUUAUUAAUAAUUUAUUUUAUAAUUACGUAUAAUUAUAUGAAUGUGUAAUUACGUAUAUCUAAAUCUUAUAAAUGUUUAUUCGGAAGAAUUUUUUAAUUUGUAUACAUUGAAUAUGAUGAUAAGAAAUCGUUUAAUUAUGAACAUAGUACAUAAUAUUGAUAUAAUUUAAAUUAUCUUGUAAUAUAUCUCAUAUAUCAACACAAUAUAACGUUAUUUCCAAAUUA
This is a messenger RNA of Apis cerana (Asiatic honeybee), 1957 nucleotides long. RefSeq names its product putative cytochrome P450 6a14. Gene Ontology annotation, molecular function: monooxygenase activity; iron ion binding; heme binding. The record is from RefSeq and is a predicted model, not a curated record. NCBI's taxonomy places the organism in Eukaryota, Metazoa, Arthropoda, Insecta, Hymenoptera, Apidae.